This is a messenger RNA of Quercus robur (English oak), 1045 nucleotides long. RefSeq names its product GEM-like protein 4. The record is from RefSeq and is a predicted model, not a curated record. The transcript is spliced from 4 exons. Bases 236 to 892 code for a protein of 218 amino acids. Lineage: Eukaryota; Viridiplantae; Streptophyta; Magnoliopsida; Fagales; Fagaceae.
CUGUGCCUUUUUUCUCAUUGAUGAGCCAUAGAUGACUCAUCACCCAUGCAACAAAUAGUUGAGAUUCCUAGUAUUUUUAUCCUUAUAAAUACAUUUGCAGGAUGUAGGUAUGAACAACCUUAAUAAGCAUCACUCCCCUGUUCUCUGAUAGAGGAGAACAUUCUACACCAGUCUCUCAACAACACAAGCUGUUCUUACUAGAAAUAGAAGUGAACUUUAGCGCUACUUAUCAGCCAUGAAAGAAUCCCUUCAGCGACAAGUAAUUAGCUCAGCAGCAUUCCUAGUUGAGAAGUCACCAAAGAAAUACUUGCCUGGUCCUUCUAGCCAAUACAAUCUAAAUGGUUCUCCUACAUGCAAGCAAAGUAAAGUAGGCUCUGUUCUUAGUAGGAUGAACAAACUUGGAGAAAAAGCAGACAGGCUUAGGCAUGGAGUUAAAGAGCAUGUAAGAUUGGCGCCCAAGAUCACUGAAACUUUGAAGGGAAAGUUGAGUAUGGGGGCUAGAAUUCUUCAAGUAGGUGGGGUGGAGAAGAUCUUCAAGCAGUUAUUUAGUGUUAGAGAAGAAGAGAAACUGUUGAAGGCUUCCCAAUGCUAUUUAUCAACCACAGCUGGACCUAUAGCAGGUCUCCUCUUUAUCUCCACAGACAAGAUUGCCUUUUGCAGUGAUAAAGCCAUCAAAUUCUCUUGUCCAAAUGGAGAAGUCAUUAGAGUACAUUACAAGGUCUUGAUCCCAGUAAGAAAGAUAACGACAGUCAACCAAAGUGAGAAUGUGAAGAAGCCUUCACAAAAGUACAUAGAUAUAGUUACCACAGAUAAUUUUGAGUUUUGGUUCAUGGGUUUCAUAGAUUAUCAGAGAGCUUUCAAAUAUCUUCAGCAAGCAGUCUUUCAAGCUUAAAUAGUGAUUUGAACAGAUGCAUCAUGUAUCUACCUCUCUGCUUUGUCAAAUGUAUUUUGUCAUGUGAAGCAAGAAAGAGCAACAUACAGUUUUCGAAAAUGUAUAUACGUUUCUAUUAAUGAACAAUGUCAGAUGCUUUUAUUUUUUUGGCCA